Molecule: messenger RNA, 1413 nt
Organism: Cynara cardunculus var. scolymus (artichoke)
Lineage: Eukaryota; Viridiplantae; Streptophyta; Magnoliopsida; Asterales; Asteraceae
Product: probable ADP,ATP carrier protein At5g56450
Exons: 2
Coding region: 297-1283 (328 amino acids)
Biological process (GO): mitochondrial ATP transmembrane transport; mitochondrial ADP transmembrane transport
Cellular component (GO): mitochondrial inner membrane
Molecular function (GO): ATP:ADP antiporter activity
Source: RefSeq, a predicted model, not a curated record
AUGAAUGGUAAACACGAGGCAGCGAUAGGCGCUGGCCAAACAAAUUCAGACGCCCUACUGGAAUUUCUUCAAUGAUUCGCCCACCAUCCAGUUUCAUCACAAGAAAGAUUAAACAACACGCUGUUCGCUCCCUCUUCCAACAAGAAUCCAUCCAUCGCUUUAUCCAUUUCAAACACGUAAACAAAUCAUCCAAAACCCGCAUCAGAUUCCACGCAAAUUAGGAUUCCAUCCACCAAGAACCUUUUUACUUUCUUGCAAGACGCUAUAUCAGAUAGGAAGAAGAGGCCGGUGGUGAUAUGGUAGCGGAAGAUGGAGACGAGGCCAGCAGUAGGGGAUCAAAACCCAAUAAAUCAGAAAUGGUGAUGAUGCACUCCUACUGGUUGACGAAUUUCCCCAGAGAUCUGAUGGCAGGGGCAAUGAUGGGCGGAAUGGUGCAUACGGUUGUAGCCCCAAUUGAGAGGGCGAAGCUUUUAUUACAGACCCAAGAGAGCAAUAUAGCCAUUGUUGGAGGGAAGCACAGGAGGUUUAAUGGUAUGAUUGAUUGCAUUGUUCAUACGGUCAAAGAAGAAGGGGUUUUAUCACUUUGGAGAGGUAACGGCAGCAGUGUUCUUCGUUAUUACCCAUCUGUUGCCCUCAAUUUCUCUCUCAAGGACCUUUACAAAAGCGUUUUGCGCAGCCGCAGCUCUCAACAGUCUACUUUCUUAUCCGGUCCACCUGCCAACUUUAUUGCCGGGGCUGCAGCCGGCUGCACAACGUUAGUCAUCAUCUACCCUCUGGAUAUUGCACACACUCGGCUUGCUGCUGACCUCGGAAGAAUGGAAUCCCGCCAAUUUCACGGCAUUCGCCACUUCCUCGUAACAGUCUGGGCCAAGGAUGGGAUCCGUGGAAUCUACAAAGGCCUCCCGGCAUCUCUUCAGGGAAUGGUGGUUCACCGUGGCCUUUAUUUUGGCGGGUUUGAUACGUUAAAAGAAAGAAUGUCGAAAGAUGCUCCAUCGGAAGUGGCGUUAUGGAAACGCUGGAUCGUUGCUCAAGCCGUGACGUCGUCUGCUGGACUUUUAUCAUAUCCGAUGGAUACUGUGAGGAGACGGAUGAUGAUGCAAUCGGGAAUAGAACAACCCAUGUACAGAAGCACUUUGGAUUGCUGGAAAACGAUCUAUUCGACGGAGGGGUUUAGGUCGUUUUAUCGGGGGGCACUUUCGAACAUUUUUAGAAGUACAGGGGCUGCAGCGAUAUUGGUUUUGUAUGAUGAGGUGAAGAAGUUCAUGGACUGGGGUGGAUCAUAGCAUCCCCUAACAAGUUGUAGGGAAGAGUUAGAGUAGGAUUAUACCGAUGAUAGAAUGAUACAGUUUAACGACAUAUUCAUCAGUAGCUGUUACAAAUUACAAUCAUCAGAUUUUGAUAAUGAAUAAACCU